AUGUCUUUCAUCGUCCAUAAUCGGAGGAGCAGCAAAAAGCAAUUUCAAGUGGAUCCUCUUCUUAUGCCCAAGGUUCCUCGUAUCAAUUACUUGCACAUCAUGGAAGAGAAGCACAGGCUACAGCUGAAGAAAUUCCUCCUUCACAGGUUGUUUCUAGUGGGCUACAUACAAGCCAACACGGAGAAAAAGGAAAUUUCUGAAUACUAUGAGCAACUCUUUCAGUCAAUUCUGAAACACCAUUUAGGUGAAGUAGUGACAGGACUCUUUCUUAUGUACCCAAGUUCGUUUCUGCACAUCCUGGAGAGCUCCAACGGCACACUGUUCCGUAUUCUUCUAGAUUACGUUGCCCAUGAGAAGAGCGAAAGAGAAUUUAUGAUCCAAAACAUGAAAAUCAUCGUUGCUUCUCAUAACAUCCCCACGAGGCUGUUCAUGCAGUGGCACAUCUCUAUCAUCAAAGUCCCGGUUUUGUACCUAGAUGACGACACGCAGUCGCAGUCCGUAGAGGAAGUCACCACAGAUUUCCUCACCUUGACUCACAAGCUGGCACUCCAUCUUUACAAGACAGUGAAACUGGGUGGUAAAGGGCCAGGUGACAACCUACACCAACUUGCCCCGGAACUCAUUCUCCCAGAAAAAACUAUCAAGUACUUAUGCAAAGCCACAGAAUUCAUGGACCCAGCAUCAUUCUUAAGCAUGUAUAACAGACCCAUACACGUUACCAUGGAUUCUGAUAUUGUGUGGCCGGCUCCUUCCCGUUUCUAGGAUGGGGAGAGAUGAUUUGGGUCUGUCAAAAGUUUUUUUUUUUUUACUACUUUAGA
Molecule: messenger RNA, 818 nt
Organism: Rattus rattus (black rat)
Lineage: Eukaryota; Metazoa; Chordata; Mammalia; Rodentia; Muridae
Gene: Tex47
Product: testis expressed 47
Exons: 1
Coding region: 1-762 (253 amino acids)
Source: RefSeq, a predicted model, not a curated record